This is a messenger RNA of Fomitopsis serialis, 3048 nucleotides long. RefSeq lists its product as uncharacterized. NCBI's taxonomy places the organism in Eukaryota, Fungi, Basidiomycota, Agaricomycetes, Polyporales, Fomitopsidaceae. Bases 1 to 3048 code for a protein of 1015 amino acids. The transcript is spliced from 5 exons. The record is from RefSeq and is a predicted model, not a curated record.
AUGGCGUCGGGUCAGUCGUCUGGCCAUAUGAGCGCGUCCUACUAUCGCGAGCAGACUGACUUCUUUUCAAGCGUUCACCACACCAAUGUCGUGCAAUCCAAGGACGAAACCGAUGUCGCUUCGCAAGGCAGCGCACUGUCGCACCCAGUCGGCCCGCCACGGUAUUGUACCGUGAAGGGAUGCACGGUCAUUCUCUUGUCAGAUUACUUGCACAAGAUGUGCGAAGCCUGUCGGGGUCGCCAUCGCAUCUACGCCAUGACGAAACGCGCGAAACGCAAGAUGGAGAAGGCCGCCUUGGGCUCGCAGGGCGCACAGCCUGUCGUAUGGAUGCCUCCGGACGACGCGGACGACGGCGAAGAGGAUGGACGAGACGCUCCGCAAACAGCACACUCAGAGGAGGCUGAAAAGCGCACCGACGCUACCGAGCCCUACCGCUUUCCUCCCGAAUCUUGGGACCACACCGCCAUUGACCCGGCAUUGUUUUCGCAGGAGUCUGCGCUUGCUGGCGCGCUCACACUCCCUGGUUCAUCCGAUCCACCCAUGCGGGCCCCGACCAACGUUCGACAGCAAGGCUCUCCAUCCCUAUCGGAUGGGUCCCCAAGCUCUGCUCCCUUCUCACAUCAUCUGUCUCCGAUGAACCUUCAGACUGGCAUGCAGAUCCCCCUAGCGACGUUGAGUACCGCGAUAUUCGAUCAUCCAUCUGAUGGGCAGGAUGAGUCGACUCCUCCUCGACUCUGUUCAAUCAAAGGCUGCAAGGCCCUCGUGGCUGGCAGCUCAUUCUUCAAGAUGUGCGAGCCAUGCAGGGACCGCUACCGCAACUACGGGAUCACCAAACGCGCCAAAUGGAAGCACGAGAAGCGGAUAGCCGUCGCUGAACUGCAACAAGUGCGCGACGAUGAGGACCAACACAGAGCCCAGGUAGGGCUACCUCCGCUGCCGGAUCUGACCGAGUCUGAAUGGCACGAAUGGCAAGCUGACGGGACGACCCGCAUGCAGACGCCCCAGGGCGCAGAUAUCGAUGACGACGCGGGUCCGAGUGCGCCCCGCCCUGCCCGGAUGUGCACCGUCUCGCAUUGCCGCGAGAUACUACCCAGUGACUACCAGUAUCUCCGGUGCGAUCGGCACCGUCUGCAGAACAGGCAUCACAGCAAGCUCAAGCGCGUGCGUGAUAAGGAGGUCAAGGCCGCCGCCUUCAAUCACUGGAUGGUCUCCGUCGGUCACAACGAAAACGAAGCGUCGCCAGAGUCUGUGCUCGAUGGCGGGUCGGAACUAGACGAGGAGCCUGGCGCUUCGUAUGAUAAUGAGGGCACACCCGGGACUGGCUUCCCGCCUGCUGCGCGAGGAAUGCGACGGACGAACCAUGUUUGCUCUAUCAAAGCUUGUUUCAAUCUACUGGCGCCGACGAACCCAUGGCGGAUGUGUGAUGUCUGUCGGGCGAGGGACCGGGCGCAUCGCCGGGAAAAGGCUCUGAGAGAUAGCGGGGUGAUCACCACUCCGCCGCCGCGGGCGCCCCGGAAGUCGAAGGAUGCUGGGGAAUCUUCAGCUGAUGGAGCCGGUCAAGAGCCAGUUGGAGGCGAUGGGCAGACGACCGGCGGGACAGGCGGCGACCCACCGAAGAAGCCCAAGAAGAAGAAGAAAAAGAAGAAGGUGGCUGAACCAGUCGCUGUUCAGCCUGAAUCCGGUGGAACUGGUGCUGCAUCCGAGGUGGAGCAACAAGCAAGUGAUGUAAACUUGUCACCGGGCGAAUCGCAGGCCGCAGGAUUGGUGUUCAUGGCGCCGUUGCUGCCACCUAAGUCCCCACCUCCGUCAAUCGUCCAACAAGCUCCGCCAUCAGAGUCAUCCGCGGACCCUCUGCCGCUCGCCGAUGUGCUGCCUACAGAGGUCGUGCCUCCCGCUGCGAGCCCUCUUCCAGCGGCUGUUGCAUCCACGCGCCCUUUUCAGAUCGUCUCAGCUGAGGAGAUAGCUUCAAAAUCUGCUCAGGUUGAGAGCACCGCUGCGGCUCCCCGGAAGAAGCGGAAGGUCCAGAACAGUACAGCUAGCACGUCCAAUGCUCCUGUGCAAAUCAACGCUGAGGCAUCGACUAGUACCGCUGGCGUUCUGGCUUCUGCGCCUUCUGCCCCGGUGCUUCCACCGCCAAUUCAACCUGCACCUCCAGCCAUACAUGAAGUGCAUCCGCUCCCACCAUAUCCUAUCGAUGCACCUCCGCCUGCCGCUCCGUACCCUCCAUACUAUGUGCCCCCGUACGGCAUGCAACCAUACGGCGGUCAACCCCCGUACCCGUAUAGCCAUUAUGGUCCGCAUUACCAGUAUCCUCCGCCGCCCUAUGGAUAUCAGCCGCCGUACGCACCCUACUCACAGCCUUACGCAUAUCCGCCCCUGCCACCGUACGCCCAACCACCGUACGGACCUCCACCAUAUCCUACGAAUGCCUCGCCGCCACCCCCAGUGCAAGGAACGUAUUCCGUCUCCGCGGAUUUCGUCUCUCGCACAGACUAUGCAGCAGAGUCACAGAACGUACGGCAACAGGGCGCCACAUCGAAUGGGGGUCCGCCCGCACCGCACUAUGCGACGUUCUCCGCGAAGACCGGCGAGCCGCACAAUCGAGCAUCGUCUAUACCGUCGGCCUUGCGGCGCAAGCGUCCCCUGGAGGGCGAGGGCAUGUUCUUUGCAGGCAAGCAGCCGGCCCCGAGUACUAGCAGCUCGGUUGAUCAGCCAACUUCGCCGCCGGUGCGGAGUCCGGCGGUUCCACCUGCCGACGGUGAGGUUGCUGCUGACGUGUCGAACAAAUCGAGUGGUCUGCAUGAUAUCGAUGCAGCAGUCCAAGCGAUGUGUAGCAACCAGAAGUGUCACCGACCGCUAUCUGCCAACCACAAUGGCAGCCUUUGCAUACGGUGCAAGGAGCGUCUAAGGAAACGCUCUGAGAAGGCGAAGCAGCGCUUCAAGCUUGAGCCGCGCAAGCUUGCUGGCAAAGCCUCCGAUCGACGCAGUCUUGAGAAGGGUGGAGUCGGGCAUACGCUUGACGUUGAAGGUGGCAUGUUAGGUACGUGA